GCCAUGCAGGGUGAGCUCCGCGCGAGCUCGUGAUGGUGCCGAGCGUCUAGAGCACGGGGAAGAAUCAGAGGUCGGUUUUAUUAUCGUUAUUUAGUAUCCUCAUUAUCACCGCUCCAUGGACGUCCGCGGUCGCUAAAGUUUGGUAUGGCUUUACCACGUGUUUUUGGAUGACCUAUGAAAACGGAUAGCUCGUCGUGAGGCUUGUCGGAAAGGAGAACAGCGCGGUGGCAGGACACCGGUCCUCAACCGCGUCCGCAGAGCAGUCGCGUUCUCCUCAGGUGGGACUCCCUUCGAGGCGUGCGCACGUCGGCGAGUGGCCCCGGCGGGUAUCCGCGUUUGAACAACAACAACAACAACUUUUUUUGUUUUCUUUUGUUUUUUUUUUUGGGUCCCGAAGGCCCAACCAUGGCCAGCGGUGGUUGUAAAAAAGACGAUGCUGGACUGGAGGACAGCCGAGCGGACUCCGGCAUUGACUCGUACAGGUCCAUCCUGAAGGAGGACCCUCUGGGCAGCAGCAAGGCCGCCGGCAGGGAGCCGCCGAGCGAGCCCGGCGACGGCAAGCUCGCCGCCGCCGCCGACGAGCGCCUGGACUCGGCGUACGGCUCGUCGUCCCUCACCGUGGAGAGCUUGUCGGAGCUGGUGGGAGACUGCAGCAUAUCCAGAGCGGAGGGCGAGCAGCCGCACAACGCGCGGCUCAGCGAGGAGGAGGAGAAGUUGCUGACCACUAUCACCGAUGAUGGAGACACAAUCCUGCAUUUAGCAAUCAUCCACGAAGAUGAAUACUUUGCUCACCAAUUGAUACAGCUGUUCCCAAAAGACGUCCUGGACAUCCAAAACAACUUGUACCAGACACCUUUGCACCUGGCCACCUACCUGAACUUGCCCAGCGUGGUGCAGGGGCUGGUGGAGAAGGGGGUCAGCCUGGAGAUGCAAGACCAGGAUGGGAACACCCCGCUCCAUGUGGCCUGCCAGCAUGGCCGGGUGAACUGUGCCGCUGAGAUGACCAGAGAGGUGUCCCCCAGCAAACUGGCGCCCGUCCUAGAGACCCAGAACUGGAGAGGUCUUACCUGUCUUCACCUGGCUGCGUUGAACAGGCAACAUCAUCUCAUGAAGCUCCUGAUGAAAAAGGGAGCAGACCUGAAUAUCCAGGAGGGUACGAGCGGGAAGACGGCUCUUCACCUCGCCGUGGAGCUCCACGACAUCCCUGCAGUGAUUCUGCUGCUUGACAACGGAGUCAACAUGGAUGCUGCCAUGUUUAACGGCUGCACGCCCCUGCAUCUGGCGGUGGGACGCCAGGACGCCACGGCCGCCGACCUCCUCUGCAAGUUCGGCGCUGACAAGAUGCUGCGAAACAUGGAGGACGAAACGGCUCUGGAUCUGGCUGACGGCAACGGCGACAUUCUUGCUCUGUUUCCAUUUGAUGACAUCCAGAUUUCCGGGAGGUCAGUGGUUGGUGUGAAGUUUUGAGGCCGCUGACUCACAGGUUGAACUGUAAACUCAGAUGUGUUUGGACUGGAGCAUCGCUGUAGCUGGAACUUUUAAAAGAAAUGCUUUGUUUCUGUUGCAGUUGUUAUCAUACAGUUCCUCAUUUGUAUUUUUUUUUUGACCCAUAUUGGUUAUUUAUGUUUUUUUCAGGCAACUAUAGCCUACUCCAACUGAAUUAUAUAAAAAGGUACAAAAGCAAAUAUAGUUCUGCUUUAUCAAUUCUUUUCCUUGACAAUGGUAAAAAUCAAUAUUUCUAAGUUAUUUACUAAAAAAAUUUUUUUUGCUUUUGUUCCUCACAUCGUUGGAAGGAGUGCAAUUAGCAGAAAUAACCGGCUCAUUUAAAAGUGCAAAAAGUUCCCGUUUUUAAAGUUUUCAGAGUGUGAAAUUUUCUUUUAUGAAUAUCUACCUCUUCACAUUAAUUAUAGUUAAUGAUGGAACUCUAACUCACUUGCCUCUGUUUCCAUGGCUUUUUUUACAUUACUGACAAAUGUGGGUUUUCAGUGUGGCCAAUUAGAUUGCUUUCGAAGGAUGUAUUCAGAGGCUGGGAAAAAAAAAAGAAGCUGAGCAAUGGCAAUUUUUCAUUUAUUAUGAGGAAAAAAAAUGUUUUCAAAAAUAACUCACUUAUCCCACAAACAAAAUAUGUGCCAAACCAGCAACUUAGAAAUUCCUCUUUGAUUAUUGGUUUUGUGUUUUAAUGUUUAGAGGCGCAUCGUGAUGCUGCAGCAGCUCUGUAGUGUGGCAACACGUUUCUGCAAUAUUUCACAGUCCUUCCCUGCAGUUGGGCUGGGCUUGUAAUUUAACUCGCCUGUAUGAAUAAUAUAAGCAGUUCCAAGCUUAUCUUUUGUUUUGUAAUAAAAAGAAUAAAUUA
Messenger RNA from Lampris incognitus (smalleye Pacific opah), 2353 nucleotides. RefSeq names its product nuclear factor of kappa light polypeptide gene enhancer in B-cells inhibitor, epsilon (gene nfkbie). Lineage: Eukaryota; Metazoa; Chordata; Actinopteri; Lampriformes; Lampridae. The coding region runs from base 406 to 1467 and encodes 353 amino acids. The record is from RefSeq and is a predicted model, not a curated record. Gene Ontology annotation, molecular function: protein binding. The transcript is spliced from 6 exons.